Metopolophium dirhodum (rose-grain aphid) is the source of this 585-nucleotide messenger RNA. RefSeq lists its product as uncharacterized. The record is from RefSeq and is a predicted model, not a curated record. The coding region runs from base 225 to 542 and encodes 105 amino acids. The transcript has a single exon. Lineage: Eukaryota; Metazoa; Arthropoda; Insecta; Hemiptera; Aphididae.
UCGGGCCACACGAUGCGGUAUCACCGCAUGUGGUGGAAAAAUUUGCGGCAAUACCGGAUAGGUCAUGUUCAACCACACGAUGCGUUUUCGCCGGAUGCGGCAGACUAAAAUAAUUAUUUAUUUAUUUACAAAUUAUAGUUCCUAUUUAUGUCACUGGUAAGUAUGAUAGGUCAGUGUGAUAUUGGUUUUCGUCAAGUACAGUUGCAUGUUUUUACAGUUUAAUCAUGUGUGAUAAUUUACUUUUGAAUAUAAUAUGUGCUGCGGAAGCUGCCGGUGAACUAGAUGAACCAACUAUUCCUACUCCUAAAGUAAGGAAAUAUUGGGUUCAUCCAGUUCAUUCAAAAAUAGAAGGUGAAAAUUAUUUUUCUAUCUUUUAUGAAAAUAUUCGAAAAUUUCCCUUGAAGUUUUUCGAAUAUUUUCGUAUGUCAAUUACUUCAUUUGAUGAAUUGUUAAAAAUAUUGAGGCCUUAUUUGACAAAGCAGCAAACAAACAUGAGGAAUCCUAUCAGCGCAGAACUAAGACUAACAGUCACGAUAAGGUAAGAAAAACUAUAGAAAAACUAGAAUACUAUAAUAUUAAUUAGUG